AUGUCCGACUCCUUCGCGGACCUCUGGUCCUCCUCCGCCCCGCUCUCCACCAAACCCAAACCACAAACACUCUCAUCAGCUGCCUCCAGACAAACAUCGAGCGCCAAUGCGAACUACGGCGCAAACACAGGGAGCAAGCCCGAUCUGUUCGCAAUGCUUUCCUCUUCAGGGAGCGGGACGGCCACGCCGCGGUAUGGCGGAGGGAUGAUGGGGAACACAAGCAGCAACGGCCUGAGCAAUGGGAGCAGAGCGUCAAACCCUCCGUCGCGUACUAUGACGCCGUCGUCGUCAGCCGUUCUCGGUGCGGGUGCGGGUGCGGGUGUUGCACGCACUACAUCCGCAGCUGGGACAUCGAUCUCUCGUACGGGCUCAGCGGCGGGUGCGACUCCAGGAGGUGUAGAUGCAUUCAGUGACCUCUUUUCGCCGAGCUCUUCCACUAUUUCAACAUCAACAGCGGCGAACAAGAACAUGACGCUCGCUGCGCGGCUUGCGAUGGAGGCUGAGCAGAAGCGUGUUGGUGCGGGUAGUUUGGGCGGCGGAGCAGGCAUCGGGCGAUCAUCGUCAUCAGCCGGAGCCGGAUCUCAUGCAGGAGCGUCGGGAAGCGACGCUGCGUCUACGUGGGCCGGGCUCGACUCUUUAGCGGGAGGCGGGUCGAUACUGAAAGCCGACCCACCGGCGUCGUCAUCAUCCACAACGGCGAGAAGUAAACCGAACAUCGACGACGCGGAUGAUUGGGGGUUGGGUGACUUUGGAAUGGCACCACCCAUUUCGGCCCCCGUACCACCCACGACGAGACGAACGACGCGGACGCAGACGACGGCGCAAUCUAUCGCUGCCGCUGCUGCUGCUGCUGAAACGUCUCGGGAAUCAGAGAAGAAACAGACGACAGGUGUCAGCCUUUGGGACCUAGACGAUUUCAAAGACAACACCAACGAUGAUUCCGGCUUCCGAAGUGCACAGCAAAAUAACGGGACUUCGAACGCGCGGACUUAUUCCCCUGAACCGUCGUCGGCUGCUGCUGCUAACCCCCCACGCUCGUCGAAGCCACUUUUCUUCGAAGAUGAAAAUGAUGUCGGCGUGGCAUCACCCGACCAGGACUUUGAUUUUGGAGCCAGGGAAGACUUGGAUGAUCGGGAUAGGGUGCGUGAUAGGGGAAGGGGGUUGUUGGACUUUGACGAGGGCGAGGAUGACUUUGGGUUCGGUAGCAGUGAAAGACGGGGAGGGAAUGCGAAUGGAAACGAUAGUCAUAGAGCUGGCGAUGAGGAGGAUGAUAUCUUGGGAAUGUUGAGCAAGCCUGUGGAAGUUGUGAAAGCGCGGGUUGAAGCUGAUGGAGAGAGGCAGCGGCUCCAACCCCCACGCGCACAAGCUCCGUCCAACGCAUCGUCCAACCGACCACGACCAUCAUCUCCUCCUCCACACGUCCUCGGACAAAUCGUCGAAAUGGGAUUCUCAAUCACCCAGGCAAAAAAGGCGCUCGCCGGGACAAAAGACGGGAUGGACGUGCAAGCAGCUCUGGAAAGUUUGCUCGGAGGAGGCGCGUCGGGUUCGCGAUCCGGAACACCGCCCCCUGCUCCUCCUGUAGCAGCGCCAGCGCCAGCAGCAGCAGCUCGUGCCCGCGGACCGCCCAAGGGCCAAAAAGAGCGUGAAAGGGAGAGACUUGAAAAGCAACGUCUGGCUGCCGGCGCUGCGUCUUCCUCCUCGGGUGCCUCAGGAAGCGGUAUUAGUGGGUCAGCGCUGAAUGCAGACAAUAUCACGGAACAAGCGGACAAGCUCAUCGCACAGGCGUCGGAGCUCGGGAUGAACAUGUUUAGCAAGGCGAGCGCGUUCUGGCGGGAGGGUAAGGAGCGCGUGGUGAAAGCGUACGAGGAGCGCGAGGCUGGCGGGGGCAUUGCGGCGCUUGCGCCUGGGGCAAAGGCGCGUGGUGUGGGGAAAUCCGGGGUGUCUGGCGCGGGUGGGAGGCCCAAGUGGAUGGUGGAUGGCCCUGAGCAUGAGGGCCAGGACGAAGAAGGGUUCCCGAGACGUGUUGGGAAGCAGAAGGAAACCUCUGCAUUCAGAGAUGGGUGGGAAAGCGAUGAGGACACUCGACACGAUGACGCCCAGCGAGACCGUUCAGAGACGAAGGUGGUUGCUCAACAAGAGCAGCCUGAAGUUGAAGUCGAUUUAUUCGCUCCUGAUGUUCCAUCACAACCAACAUCUCGUGGUGGACAGCGGCAGCAAGGAUCGUCGUCUUCUAUAUCAACAGUUUCUGUCAGAGGACCCGCACGUCCAUCACCUCCUGCGCCUUCUGCACAGCGUGCGCGCACGCCUGUACCGGCGCCCACACGCAACCUGCCAACAGCCUCCCCCUCCGCGCUUGCGCUGGCCCUCAAACACAAGACCGCUGGGACCGAGCAAUUCAAGCUUGGGCAGCACGCCGCCGCUGCGGACUCCUACGGCCUUGCGCUGCAGGCGCUUCCCGACGGCCACCUUCUGCGCGUGCCGCUCCUCACCAACCGCGCAAUUGCCCGCCUGCGCAUCGGGGAGUACAAGACCGCGGUCGCGGACUGCGAGCGCGCUGUGGAGGGCGUCGUCGGCCGCACCAUAUUUGCAAGCGGUGCGGAAGAUUCUGAGGGCGGAUUUGGAGUUGACGAUCCUUUGGCUGACAAACCCACGAAAGGGAAAAAUAAGAGCACCCCUCCGCCCGUUAUGCACCCUUCCACCAUCCCACCCUCGAUCCUAUCAGCCGGCCGUGCAAAGGCCAACGACGGUGGGUGGGCGCACCCGCAGGGCCUCGGCGUCGACCUGCUGGAUCAGUACGUGAAAGCGGUGAAACGCGCUGCGGAGGCGCUGGAGGGCCGAGAGCAGUGGGAGCAGGCGGGCGUGUGGUGGGGCGUGCUCGGGCGCGCGGCUGAGGGCGAGGCGGGCGCGUGGGUGCAUGAAAGGGAACGGAAGGAGGCUGUGAGCGGUGGUGUGCGUUGUCGCAAGAUGGUGGACGGGCCCGCCGCUCCAGCUAGGUCGGCAAGCACUAUGCCUGCACCUAAACCCCAGACCCCCCAGACCAAACGACCCUCUCCGAAAGCUUCCGCAGCGUCGGUGUCGUCGGCGCCUUCGAAGGCGUUACGGGCGCUGCAGUCGAACAACGCACAGGCGGAGGCAGACGACGCUGCGAAGCACGCGCUCAAGGACACCGUGGACGCCCGGCUCUCAGCGUGGAAGGCGGGCAAGGAGACUAACAUCCGUGCGCUCCUUGCCAGCUUGGAGAAUGUGCUCUGGGAAGGAGAUGUGAUGCGCGGGCUGAAGAUGGGUAUGGCGGACCUCGUGAGUGCUGCACAGGUGAAAAAAGGGUAUGUCAAGGCCAUUGCGCGGGUGCAUCCGGAUAAAUUGAAUGCGGGUAAUUCGACGCUGGAGCAGAGGAUGCUUGCGAAUGGUGUGUUUGGAGGGCUGAAUGAGGCGUGGAUUGCGUUCCAGGCUACGCAGAAGUGA
Psilocybe cubensis is the source of this 3462-nucleotide messenger RNA. RefSeq lists its product as uncharacterized. NCBI's taxonomy places the organism in Eukaryota, Fungi, Basidiomycota, Agaricomycetes, Agaricales, Agrocybaceae. The transcript is spliced from 3 exons. Bases 1 to 3462 code for a protein of 1153 amino acids. Gene Ontology annotation, molecular function: protein binding. The record is from RefSeq and is a predicted model, not a curated record.